AUGUUAGGAACAAAAUCAAAAGUUGUUCCAAAAAAGUUGAUUCCAGAAAUGGUAACGGACUCGCGCUUUAUUACUCUCAAAGUUUUUGAAAUUGAGCGUUCAUGGGCAUUUGCAAUGAAACUUAACUCUGAAGCCUAUACGGAGCCAAGAAAACGGUUUCAUAUGGCAUCUCGAUUGACAAAAGCAGCAAGGAGUGCCGAUCAGUUGGCGGAUUUAACAAGCCAUCUAAAUUGCGACGCGCAGACUAUGCUUGAACUACAAGCAUAUAUUCAUUGGAUCCAUGGAAUAAGAUAUUUUGAAAAAAAAGACUGGCCGCAUGCCAAAUACCGGCUUGAAUCAGCACAAGCUAUCUACGAGGGUCUUUUGAAGAUCAUUGAAAAAGACAUGAGAUCUGUCUACGAGUAUCGUGUUUCCGAACUUUUGCCUCGAAUUCGUUAUUGUGCCCACAACAUAGGUGACGCUUCUGCUGCCUCAGAUUUAAUGAAAAUGCGCAGCUCGGAUAAAGAACUUGGUAUCGAAAAAAACAUUAGGACUACUGGAGCAAAGCUUGGCGUCUUAGAGCAACGUGAUCUGGAUAAUUUAUUGAGCCAAGUAAUGGCUUCGCAGGCGCAAAGCAUCACAGAAGUCCAAUGGCUCGGACAUACUAUCCCCGUUAAAUUGGAACAUGCUCGACUUGCUCUUAAUUCAUUAAAGGAAAUGGAUGCUGAAUUGGCGGGUUUGACAGACCCGGUCUCUAGAUUGGCUAUACAUGAGGCAAACUUAAAAGUGUGUGUUGAGGCAAUUUCAGCUGUAAGAGAUGAGCUUAAUGCCUUAACGGCAGCCGAACUCGCCGCAACUGCCGCUGCAACCACAGGAGAUAUUAGAACGUUAACUAAGCCUAAUCGAAGCAGGCUUAUGAAUUCAAAUUCAGAUCAGCAGGCAGAUUUGAACAAGUUGCCUCGCAUUCGCCUUCUAUACACUUAUUUACAAUACUUGAAAUUAUCCAAAACAUUUUCCCGCAAUCUUAUCCACGUUGAAGUUGCUCUUUCCCCUCGAAUGUCUCUUGUUGGUAAAGAAUCUAUGCAAACAGAUGAAAUAAAUCUAAAAACGGAGUCACUGAACAGCAAGAAGGACUCUUCCGUUCUGAUAGCUUCCAGUUCUCAUGCUAAACCUCAGGAAUUGGCACGCCUGUAUGAUAGCCUCGUACAAACCUUACAAGAAAUAGCAGCUAUUCCUGGCGUUUUUCAAGAACACCGAGACAUAGAUUAUCUUCAGACUAAGUUAAUGGCCUAUCGCUGUUUUCGGUAUGUUUACAUUUGUGAUUCUCAUGGCUGA
Molecule: messenger RNA, 1314 nt
Organism: Protopolystoma xenopodis
Lineage: Eukaryota; Metazoa; Platyhelminthes; Monogenea; Polystomatidea; Polystomatidae
Source: the annotation of a GenBank genome assembly